GAAGGAGGCUGCGCAGCCUCGGUUGGUGCCACCGCCGCCCCAGCCGGGCAUGUGCCGGCUCCUGAUGCCGCAGCCACGGAGAGGAUGAUGAAGAUGGCUCAGGUCGGAGGAGAGGUGCAAAGGGAACUGCAAGACAGCAUCCGGAAGAUUUUGAACCGACCUCCGAUCCAUCUCCUGGUGAGGGUGAAACUAGAAACCAAGCCGAAGAAAAAUGAAGACAGGGUGCUGGCUCUUACCACCUGGAGGAUCUAUCUCUUUGCCCUUAAGGUGCCGGCCAAGGUUGAAUGCUCUUUCAACGUCUUGGAGAUCCGAGCAUUGAAUGCACUAAAUCACCAUCAGAUCCUGGUGGAAACGGAGAAAGCCAACUACAGUUUGAAAUUUCCCAACCCAGAAAGUGCCGACCAGGUCACGAGACACGUCAACACUGCCUUAGCCAAAAUUUUCCCAAGUCCAGCCUCUGUCUGCCUGAUCCGCCAUGGGAAUGUGGAGACCCCCGAAACGCCGCGGGACAUGUCCCCCAACUCCGAAAGCUCCAACUCCACCACCCACAGCAUUUGCGGUGGGUUUUCGGAAACGUACGCAGCCCUUUGCGACUACAAUGGACACUCGUGCCGCGAAGAGGUGCAGUGGGAUGUUGACACUAUUUAUCAUUCGGAAGACAACCGGGAAUUCAACCUGCUGGAUUUCUGUCACUUGGAAAGUCGGGACCUAGCGCUGAUUGUGGCUGCUUUGGCUUAUAACCAGUGGUUCACCAAACUUUUUUGCAAGGACCUGCGGCUGGGUUCAGAAGUAGCGGAGCAGGUUCUGCACACGGUGAGCAAGUCCCAUCAUCUGGAGGAGCUGGUGCUGGACAAUGCAGGGUUAAAAACAGAGUUUGCUCUGAAACUGUCCUGUGUUCUGUCGGAGAACCCGAACACGGCUCUCCAUGCACUGACUCUCUCCCACAACCCGUUGGAGGAUAAAGGUCUCAUUGCCUUGAGCCAGCAGUUUUUAUGUUUCCCCAAAGGCCUCAGCAAACUCUGCCUUUCCAAGACCAGCAUCACUGCUAAAGGACUUGCCGUUCUGUGCCAGACUUUCGGUGCCAACCCCGCGUUCACCAGCUCCCUCCGCCACCUGGACUUGAGCAAAAAUCCCGGUCUCCUCGGGACAGACGAGGCCAACGGUUUCUAUUCAUUCCUGGCCCAGCCAAACGCUCUGGUUCACCUGGACCUAUCAUCCACAGACUGUGCCGUGGAUGCACUGUUUGGGGCCCUGCUCCAUGGCUGUUGCCCAAGGCUUAGCUACCUCAACCUCGCACGAAACACCUUCUCCCAUCGGAAAGGAAAGGGGCUGCCCCCUUCGUUGAAGCAGUUUUUCUGCAGCGCCUAUUCCCUCAGCUAUGUAAACCUGUCAGGCAUCAAAAUGCCCGUGGAAGCAUUAAGAUCCCUUUUCCAAGGUCUGUCGGCCAACACCCAUCUCAGCGAACUCCAUUUGGAUCUGAGUGGAUGCGAGCUGCGCUCCCCGGGGGCUCAGGUGCUUCAAGAACAGUUGCCUGGCAUCAGCGCCUUGAGUAGUCUAGACCUCUCCGACAACGGUUUUGAUGCCGACCUGCUGACCCUCGUCCCGGCACUUGCUAAGAACAAGUCCUUGAAACAUCUCUGGUUGGGGAAGAACUUCAACGUCAAAUCCCGAACGUUGGAGGAGAUCCUUCAGAAACUUGUCCAGUUCAUCCAAGAAGAAGACUGUUGUCUGCAGACUUUCUCGGUCGCCGAUUCCCGGCUGAAAACCCGCACCAGCAUCCUGAUCAACGCCUUGGGCAGCAACACUUGCCUGACCAAAGUGGACCUGAGUGGGAACUGCAUGGAAGACAUUGGAGCCAAGAUGCUGUCCAAAGCCCUGCAGAUCAACAGCACCUUGAGGAGUAUAUCCUGGGACAAGAACAAUACCACCGCUCAAGGCUUCCAGGACAUUGCCCGGGCCUUGGAAAACAAUUACACCCUCAAGUUCAUGUCCUUCCCCAUGAGCGACAUCACCGCAGCGUAUCGCAAUGCUCCCGAAAGGACGGAUGAAGUGUGGCAAAAGAUCCAGUGGUGUCUCCUCCGGAACAACCAUUCGCAGAAGUAUCCCCAGGACCAAGCUUUCCGCCUCCACCAAGGAAUCGUCACCAAUAGCGCCGAGCAAAUGAUGAGCCGCCUCUGCGUGAAAGUCCAGGAAGAAGUGCGGGUGCUGAGAACCUGCUCGGCCGAUACGGUCCAAGAAGAGGUUCUGUAUGCCAGGGAACUCAUGAAGGAAGCCAAGAAUUCGCGGGCGCUGUUCCCCAGCUUGUAUGAGCUUGGGCACAUAUUGGCCAGUGACGGGCCAGUCCGGCACAAGCUUGAGUCUGUGGCCAAUGAAGUGUCAAAAGCGGUGGACAAGGAGCUUCAGAUGAUUCUGGAGUCAAUGGUCACUCUGACGCAAGAGCUGUGUCCCCACGCCGUCCAAGCGGCUGAGGAGCAUAACAAGAUGCUGGCCACCGUUUCGGAGCGUGUCACCGUACCCCGCAACUUCAUCCGGGGAGCGCUUUUGGAGCAGGCUGGUCAGGAUAUUCAGAACAAACUCAACGAAGUGAAAUUGUCUGUCGUAACCUAUCUCACCAACACGAUUGUGGAAGAGCUGCUGCAGGAACUGUAUCAUGCACACAAGAAUCUGGCCCAGAACAUCAUCCACCUCCGAAGGCUUUCCGAGGGACAAGACAGUGUCAUCUUCCCAGAUCAGCUUGGGAAACCCCGGCUCCGCGAUCAUGAGGAGUCAAUGGAUGACGAACUCGGCUCCAACAUUGACACAAUGGCCAUCAAGAGGCAGAAAAACUGCCGGAGAAUCCGACCCGCUUCUGCAUUCAUCAGUGGAUCUGAACAAGAAGGCGAUCUGAUCGUACCCCGCAUGGGGUCCCCGCUGGGCUGGAUAUCCUUGGCCAGCAGCAGCCAAUACUCACAUUCCCGCAGCACAUCGUUCGAGGGUCUCUCCGACUUGCCGACGGAGGGCAUCCGGCUGGAGCACCGAACCCGCGGACGGCCCCGGCCUCCUCGCACCGUUCCACAGAGUGGCUUUCGUUCCCAUAACCGAAUCCUGAGUUCCAUUGAGUCCAGAGAACAAGAGAAUGGGUUGGUACCACGACUGGAUGAAGGUCUAGAUGAGUUUUUUAACAAGAAGGUGCUUGCUGACGCCAGCUACCCUCGGACCCCGAAGGGCUGUGGGGUGAGGCCGGGACCCUCCGACUCCCUCCCGCCCCUCCAGAAGAAGAGGAGACGGGGCCUCUUCCAUUUCCGCAAGUACCGGAGUGUCAAGGGGGAGCGGGACCCUGAGGACCUUCCCCCGAGCCCCCCGCCGCCCCCCAUGAGUGGGGAGGUACCGAAGCCCCCAUUGCGCCAGGCCAGCAGCCAGGAGGAAGACCGGAGGUCCGGGCAGGACAUGACGGGGUUGGCCAUACUCCUCCCCGGAAUGGGAGCCACAGCCCCGGGCAAUGGCGUAAAAGGGCUGCCAAGCAGAACUAAGCAGGGUCCCAAUCUUGAGCCCGAGUGGGCGGAGCCAGACUCCAAAGGGGUGGAGCUUCUGCAGCCUUCGCGAGUCCAAGGCGUGGCUUUGCCUGGAAUGGGAUGUGCUAAGGGGUGGAGCCUGGAUGCCAAGUUGGAGAGCGUUGACCUAGAGCGAGGAGGCAGCAUGCGGGACAAGCAGAGAAGGCGAUCCUCGGACGACUCAGGGCAAGGAGGGAGAAAACCACAUCCUCCGCUGCAGAGUACAAAGCCAAGCUUUGCCACCAUUCGUCGAGCAGAAGCCAGUUGGGACAUCGCUGAAGAAAGCUCCCCCCGGGAAGUUAGGGACAAGGAGACCUGUCAAGAUAACCCUCCAGAAGGAAAUGUUGGUGGGAUGGAUGAGAAGAGCAUGACCGCUGUGUCUUCUCCAAACUCCGAGAAGGAGCAGCCGAAGGUACCUGCCAAGUUCAGGGACCCCCCAUCGAUCCCGCGCCCUCCCAAGCCCAUCGCUCUUCCUCGGGGCCGGAAGCCCCCCAACCAGCCGGAGAGAAGCCGGAGCAACGAGGAGCCGGGAGUCGCAGGAGGGUCCGUCCCGGAAGAUACACGUACGUCCCCCCCAAUAGCCCCACCCCGACGCAGACCCAAGGAGCAGGAGAACGAAGGUGAAGCAAGGCUGGGGCGGGAGGGGAGCCUGAGGUGGGAAGGAAGACGGCCCCUCUCAAACCAAAGAGGACGCGACGGGCGCAGUCUUGUGACAAGCUGGACUCGGAUCGGUGCCGGAAUUUGGGCCCCGGAGGUGCCAGCGACGUACCUUUGCCCGACCCCCCUCCUCCCCCACCUGAGUACAACAAACCCACCUGGAAAUCUCGCCCCGCUGUUUCCCAGCCUCUCCUCCCGGCCAACUGGACGGUGGGAACUCCCGAAUCUGGGACAGAAUGACGGACAGGCGGUCCCUUGAUGUCGUCGCCAUGGCCAAAAGCUGUGAGGCCUUUUCGUCUCCUGGUGGGAAGAGCUGAACGAGAGCAGAAGAGAGAGAAAGCCCAGGAGACCUCUGAGAGACCCCAUAGAAACCGUCUACCCUUUGGUUUCCAAUCCAGUGCUGCUGCCCCUUCAUUCUUUUCCCCACUCCUCCAUUUGUGCCUGUUUCCUCGCUUCUGGGUCGGACCCCCAACCACCCCUUUUGAAAGCCAGGGUGGCAGGGGGAAAAAGCCACAAUGGAAAUAUUUGGGGGUCCUCGGAAGAGCGUGGGUCGGUACGGCCUUGUUUUGCUUGCCUUCCAUUCCUUUCUUAUUGUAUCUUCUUCCAGCUCCCUCUUUGCUGCUCCUCCUGCAUUUCGUACCCAAAUCCCCAAAGGAAACACUCCCCCCGCCCCACCUUCCGCCAUUCUAUUCACCGUUCUAUUUUCAGCUUGUAUAAAAGAAAAGAGAAUCGUAAUAAAUUAUAUAUGGAAAUUAA
Messenger RNA from Anolis carolinensis (green anole), 4943 nucleotides. It is a transcript of the gene carmil3, whose product is annotated as capping protein regulator and myosin 1 linker 3. Gene Ontology annotation, molecular function: protein binding. The coding region runs from base 85 to 4446 and encodes 1453 amino acids. The record is from RefSeq and is a predicted model, not a curated record. Gene Ontology annotation, cellular component: plasma membrane; lamellipodium. Lineage: Eukaryota; Metazoa; Chordata; Lepidosauria; Squamata; Anolidae. The transcript is spliced from 41 exons. Gene Ontology annotation, biological process: cell migration; regulation of Arp2/3 complex-mediated actin nucleation.